GACCAAACCUACUAUACUAUGGUACAUAUUAAUUGACUACAAGGUUUUAAAAUAUCUUCGCCUCCCUAAAAGUCACAAUAAAUUACGAUUUAGGUUUAAGCGCAGAUUAGGUCAAUGAUGUUUAUAAUAUUUGGAUAGUUUCCCUUUAAUUGAGUGGGAGUUCCUGAAAACGAAAGUGAUCUACUUACUGUUUGUAAGAAAAGUUCAAUAGUUUACAAUAAACACAGUAGCUUAGUGAGGUAUCAAUCACUACACUCAAAAUAGAGUAUGGCUGACAUGCAGAAAUUAAUCGCUUACAUGGGUACAAUAACAGUAGACACUGUCUCAGUACCAACGUUUGUACCACCUCAAGGUAGAAAAUUAUCGUUAAUACAUUCAUUCCAGACCUCGAAAUUAGGUGAUGGAGUGAAAAUUAAAAGAGGUUGUUUUAUUCCUGGUGAUAGGUUACUCCUUGGUGAGUACGAUGAUGGAAAACUUUAUGUUUGUAAACUUGAUGGAUCCCAAACUAAACUGAUUAAUUUAGAUUAUAAACCAGAACGUAUGUCGUUGUAUGAUAACAACCGUGCGUUAGUAUCUGUACAUAAUGAAGGUAUCCAGAUUAUUGACCUGACUGCAUGUAAGCCUGGUAGGAAAAUUAAAGUUGAGGGAAUUUGUUAUGGAAUCACCAGUGUAAAUGAUACAAUCUGGACAAAUAAUAAAGCCAAAACGCUAACUCUAGUGGAUAUCAAUGGUAAAGUUCUGAAUACAAUACACACAACAUGCAAUCCGUGGGAUAUCUGUGCCAACAAAGAAGGUGAUAUCUACUGUACAGACAUUGAUAGUAAUAAAGUCUACGUCGUAACAUCGGACGGAACAGAACGUGAGAUAUACAGUAGUCCUCACCUGAUAGAUCCUUUUGGUGUGGCUGUAGACGACCUUGGUGAUGUAUAUGUAGCAGGGAGUGAAUCAGACACCAUUCAUAGGAUAUCUAGUGAUGGACGGAAAAGUGGUAUUGUCCUGACAGCAAACGAUGGUGUAAUUGAUCCGACCGGAUUAUCCUACAACAAUGAAACAAAAGAACUUUUUGUGAUCAACAAUUGUUCAUAUAUUAACAUUUAUAAAGCACAAGAACAAUGACUAAGGAACAUUGGCUUCUCAACUAGUAGUAUUAGCAUUGAUGAUUAGCAUCAAUAAGUGUCUAUAAUUUGGUAAUAUUUUCAUUUAAAUGGAUAUUCAAUAUAAGCGUAAUGAAACGUUUUCCAUUAAGAUUUAAA
Molecule: messenger RNA, 1253 nt
Organism: Mytilus trossulus (common blue mussel)
Lineage: Eukaryota; Metazoa; Mollusca; Bivalvia; Mytilida; Mytilidae
Exons: 2
Coding region: 268-1116 (282 amino acids)
Source: RefSeq, a predicted model, not a curated record